AUGUAUAACACACAUCGCGGGAUGGUGCCCGCCCCCAACUCUCGUCUGACGGAGUUGCUGGAUCAACUGCGCCAGGAGUUCGAGACCCAAACACGAAGCACCGGUGAAUUCGAGCACCAGUUAACCGGGCAGCUCCAAGAGAUGGAGAUGAUCCGCCAGAAGGUGUAUCAGCUGGAGCAAACCCAGAUCAAGAUGAAGCAGGACUACGAAACCGAGAUCCGCAUGUUACGACACGAGCUCGAGUCGCGCGGUGUGCAACCGGUCGCCUCUCACAUUGCGCCCGCUCAGCACACGGGCCCCCAGGCGCAGCCGCCUUCUCUGGGCCACGGCCCCAGCAACUUGUUCGGUGGCAUCAUGGCCAAUCAAGGAGGUAGUGGUCCCGGUCUUGCCCCUCCCCCGUCCCAGGAUCAGCAGCAUUCCCAGCAUACCCUUCAACAGCCUGCCUCGGCCACCCAGCCCGGCUACGGUCCCCCUCCCCCUCCUACCGCAUCUCCUGGUCCUGGUAAAGGCCGUCGCGCUGCCCCUGGCCCGGCCACUCCUCAGCAGACUCAGCUUGCCUACCCGGAUCCCCGCGCCUCGCCUCAAAUCCCUCGACCCACGCCGCCGAACCAGUCUUCGCUCGUUCGCACCGAGCGCAUCGGUAACAUGCUCGCGAAUUGGAACCCCGAGGACCUGCCCGCGUCACAGAAGCGCGAGGGUCCCGAUUGGUAUGCCGUUUUUAACCCAGAGGUACAACGUGUGCUGGACGUUGAGUUGGUGCAUCACCUCAACCACGACAGCGUGGUGUGUUGUGUUCGCUUCAGUCGUGACGGCAAGUAUCUGGCCACGGGUUGCAAUCGCUCUGCUCAAAUCUUCGAUGUGAACACCGGUCAGAAUGUCGCGACACUACAGGAUGAGAAUGUCGACAAGGAUGGUGAUCUUUAUAUCCGCAGCGUUUGCUUCAGCCCCGACGGCAAGUACCUGGCUACGGGUGCUGAGGACAAGCAGAUUCGAGUCUGGGAUAUUGCCAAUCGCUCUAUCAAGCACAUUUUCUCCGGCCACGAGCAAGACAUUUACUCCCUCGAUUUCGCCGGCAACGGUCGCUACAUUGCCUCUGGCAGUGGAGACAAGACCGUGCGUCUCUGGGACAUCCUGGACGGGAAGCUCGUCUACACCCUCAGCAUCGAAGACGGAGUCACCACGGUCGCCAUGUCUCCCGAUGGCCACUACGUCGCAGCCGGAUCGCUUGACAAGAGCGUGCGAGUCUGGGAUACCACCACGGGAUACCUGGUGGAGCGACUGGAGAAUCCUGACGGUCACAAGGACAGUGUUUACUCAGUUGCCUUUGCACCCAACGGCCGCGACCUGGUCAGUGGCAGUCUCGACAAGACCAUCAAGCUGUGGGAGCUCACCGUCCCGCGGGGCAUGCACCCACACAGCGGCGUCAAGGGCGGCAAGUGCGUUCGGACAUUCGAGGGCCACAAGGACUUUGUGCUCAGUGUAUGCCUGACCCCCGAUGGCCAGUGGGUGAUGAGUGGUUCGAAGGACCGCGGUGUCCAAUUCUGGGAUCCCGUUACUGGCAACGCUCAGAUGAUGCUCCAGGGCCACAAGAAUUCCGUUAUCUCGGUCGCUCCCGCUCCCACCGGCAAUCUUUUCGCAACCGGCAGUGGAGAUAUGCGUGCUCGGAUCUGGCGAUACUCAAACUACUCUGGACGGUAA
Molecule: messenger RNA, 1698 nt
Organism: Penicillium maclennaniae
Lineage: Eukaryota; Fungi; Ascomycota; Eurotiomycetes; Eurotiales; Aspergillaceae
Gene: rcoA
Exons: 8
Coding region: 1-1698 (565 amino acids)
Molecular function (GO): protein binding
Source: RefSeq, a predicted model, not a curated record